CGACACAGCACGCGCCAGCACGAGGGAUCGCUUCAACCUCACCAGGUACGCGAUAUGUCGUCGAAACGUCGUGGGCCUCCCAUGAAGGCGCCGCCUGCCAAACGCCCUUCAAAGCUCGCGAAAGAGAAUGGUAUAACGGCAGAGCAAGAGGCUGAGAUACGCGAAGCAUUUGGCCUCUUCGCUGUGUCGCAUCCCGAACACGAAGGCUCUAAGGAGGGUGUGUUGAAGAAGAGCGACGUGCGCAGAUGUCUCAUUUCGCUGAACCUCACACCCGACAAGUCCGAGAUGUCGUCCAUCCUGUCUACCAUCGAUCCCCUCAAUACCGGCUACGUCGAGUUUGUGCCUUUUCUUUCAUACGCUGCCAUCGCAAUACACUCCAAGGAGCAAGGGUCCGACGAAGACGAAGACGGCGACGACUACCAAGGGGAGAGCAAUGCAGAGGAAGUCAGCGCGGCUUAUCAGCUCUUCACGCACGGCGCCCCGGGACCGAUAACACUUGGGCAUCUGAGGAGGGUUGCGAAGGAGCUGCGAGAAGAUGUGCCAGACGACGUAUUGAAGGAUAUGAUCCUUGAGGCAAACGGCGGGGUCAAAGGUCAGGGCAAAGAUGUCGGAGGAGUCAGCCUCGAAGAUUUUGAGAGUGUCAUGAAGAGAGCUGGGUUGUCUUUCGGAUGAAAGCGCCAGAGUUAGAAUGACUGACUCACGGAACAACGCAUCGCACAAUCUAUGCGAAGCCCUUGUACAGUACCGCCAUCGCACGCGUCGAUGGUGACCUUACAAGACGUAAUGCGAAAGUCUCUCAGCUCCUCAGCUGCCCGACUUCCCAGUGCUCCACCCGUGCACCCUGCUCAAACGGCGUCGAGCCAGGGAACGAGCGGCGGAGCUAGCGCACGAUGCGCAUCACACGCAAAAGGCGGCUGUCUACCUGGUACACGAGAACAUAUAGUGUAGAAAGUAAAGUCAUGCAAUGAGAUUUGUAGAACAUCU
Molecule: messenger RNA, 984 nt
Organism: Alternaria alternata
Lineage: Eukaryota; Fungi; Ascomycota; Dothideomycetes; Pleosporales; Pleosporaceae
Product: EF-hand superfamily Ca2+-modulated protein
Exons: 3
Coding region: 55-672 (205 amino acids)
Source: RefSeq, a predicted model, not a curated record